Messenger RNA from Morchella importuna, 1329 nucleotides. RefSeq lists its product as uncharacterized. The record is from RefSeq and is a predicted model, not a curated record. Gene Ontology annotation, molecular function: protein binding. The coding region runs from base 1 to 1329 and encodes 442 amino acids. The transcript is spliced from 3 exons. NCBI's taxonomy places the organism in Eukaryota, Fungi, Ascomycota, Pezizomycetes, Pezizales, Morchellaceae.
AUGCUAGGAGGCACCGCGCUAGAAGCCGCAGCUUUUAACGGAAACAUAGAUAAUUUGAAGCUACUACUGGAUAGAGGAGCAAAGCUCAAUUGCAAAGCAGUUGAUACGUUCGUCUCAUGUCAAAGCUCUGCGCUACACAGAGCAGUCGAAGUCCGCCAGGAGGCCACUGUGAAAUUAUUACUGGAUAGAGGAGCAAAAGCGAGCUCCAUUGGCGCGCUUGGAAGCAUAUUAGUAACAGCGAUGAUAUAUCGCCAGGAUGGUGGAAGCGAGAAUAUUGUGAGGCUACUGCUGGACAGCAGGGCAGAUGUCAACGCAGAAAGCUAUGACGGCAGCGCGCUACAGAACGCGGUUUCUUACGGAAAUGAGAACUUUGUGAGACUACUUCUGGACAGGGAAGCGGAUGUCAAUGCGCGUGGAUCUCCUUACGCUCUUCCAUUCGGUCACGCACUACACAGAGCGAUCAAGGGCCGGAAGGAUAUUGCUCUUGUGAAGCUAUUGAUCGAUAAAGGAGCAGAUGUCAAUUUACGUUCUAUAGGUCCUUAUUUCAAAUCUCAUAGCACGAUAGCGGCAGCGGCUAGUAUUGGAAGCGAGGACAUUGUAAAGCUACUCUUGGAUAGAGGGGCAAAUGUUAACGCAGACUGCGAUUAUUGGGGUAACACGUUACGGGCAGCGGCCUUCUCUGGAAACGAGAGCAUAAGUGCUGUUAAGGGUGGAAACAUCAAUAUUGUGAAGCUAGCGCUGGACAGAGGAGCGAACGUUAAUGAACGCUCUGCUAAUGGAAUUAGCGCGCUAAACUAUGCCACCUUUGUACAUGGUGGGCAUGAGGACAUUGUGAGGUUAUUGUUGGAUAAAGGCGCGAAAAUUCACGGUUAUGGCCUGAUACACGCAGCGGUCGGUGGUGGAAACGAGAAUAUUUUGAGGUUGCUAUUGGAUAGAGGAGUAGAUGUCAAUGAAUACAGCGCUAACAACAGCAGCGCCGGCGUGGUAGAGGUAGCGGUUCGCAGUGGGCGGGAAACAUUUCAAAAGAGUGAAAUCCUACCAAUCGCGGUACACGAUGGAGAUAUAAAGAUUGUCAAGCUGCUUCUGGACAGAGGAGCAGACAUCAACGGAUCCUACGAUGGAUAUUACAACCACUGUACCCCUCUCGGUAGGACGCUAACAGUGACGGCCCGGACUGCCAAGAGAACCGCCAUUGCAAAACUACUGCUGGACAGAGGAGCAGAGAUACAGGGCGGCGAGCUAGAGGCAGCGAUACACAGCGAGAACGUGGAGAUUGCGGACCUAUUGGUUGACAGGGAAGCGGUCGUUCGGGGCAAAGCUGAUGCAUGA